AACUGCGCAGCGCCAAGAUGGCGGCGGCCGCGGUCGGAGUCUCCUUGAGGCGCGGAGUCCCCGCGCGGCUCCUGCGGGCCGGGCCGCGGACGGAUGGAUCUGAGGCUGUUUUUCCCUGGAUCCAGGUGCUGCGGCAGGCGCAGACGGCGGCGGCGGCACCGCGGCUGAAGAAAUUCGCCAUCUACAGAUGGGACCCCGACAAGGCCGGGGACAAACCCCGCAUGCAGACCUACGAGGUGGACCUGAACAAGUGUGGGCCCAUGGUGCUCGAUGCCCUGAUCAAGAUCAAGAACGAGAUGGACUCCACGCUGACCUUCCGCAGGUCCUGCAGGGAGGGGAUCUGCGGCUCCUGUGCCAUGAACAUCGGAGGGGGCAACACCCUGGCCUGCAUCAAAAAAAUCGACAGUGACCUCAGCAAAGUCACCAAAAUCUACCCCCUGCCCCACAUGUACGUGGUGAAGGACCUGGUUCCGGACCUGAGUAACUUCUACGCCCAGUACAAAUCCAUCGAGCCCUACCUGAAGAAGAAGGACGAGUCCAAGGAGGGCAAGCAGCAGUACCUGCAGUCCAUAGAGGACCGCCAGAAACUGGACGGGCUCUACGAGUGCAUCCUGUGUGCCUGCUGCAGCACCAGCUGUCCCAGCUACUGGUGGAACGGGGACAAGUACCUGGGCCCUGCUGUGCUCAUGCAGGCGUACCGCUGGAUGAUCGAUUCCCGCGAUGAGUUCACGGAGGAGCGCCUGGCGCAGCUGCAGGACCCGUUCUCGCUGUACCGCUGCCACACCAUCAUGAACUGCACCCGCACCUGCCCCAAGGGGCUGAACCCUGGCAAAGCCAUCGCUGAGAUCAAGAAGAUGAUGGCCACCUACAAGCAGAAGGCAGCGACUGCCUGAGGGCUGAGUGACCCCGGAGUGACCCCAGAGUGACCCCGGAGUGACCCCAGAGUGACCCUCACACCUGUGCAGGGUUACCUGUGCACCUGCAAUAAAGGCUGUAAAGAACA
Molecule: messenger RNA, 1003 nt
Organism: Haemorhous mexicanus (house finch)
Lineage: Eukaryota; Metazoa; Chordata; Aves; Passeriformes; Fringillidae
Gene: SDHB
Product: succinate dehydrogenase complex iron sulfur subunit B
Exons: 8
Coding region: 18-893 (291 amino acids)
Biological process (GO): aerobic respiration; tricarboxylic acid cycle; respiratory electron transport chain
Cellular component (GO): mitochondrial membrane
Molecular function (GO): 2 iron, 2 sulfur cluster binding; electron transfer activity
Source: RefSeq, a predicted model, not a curated record